Molecule: messenger RNA, 2350 nt
Organism: Photinus pyralis (common eastern firefly)
Lineage: Eukaryota; Metazoa; Arthropoda; Insecta; Coleoptera; Lampyridae
Gene: RunxA
Product: runt-related transcription factor 3
Exons: 5
Coding region: 489-1973 (494 amino acids)
Biological process (GO): regulation of DNA-templated transcription
Cellular component (GO): nucleus
Molecular function (GO): DNA-binding transcription factor activity, RNA polymerase II-specific; ATP binding; RNA polymerase II cis-regulatory region sequence-specific DNA binding
Source: RefSeq, a predicted model, not a curated record
CUUUCAAAAUCUGACGAGAACGUACGCGUUACCGUCGCAAGUGGUGCUAGAUUGGAAAGUUUGUUUUGUUUACCCCAAGUGCGUGCGUGCUUCUUAUGUGUUUAAACAGUGCGUGUGUGGGCCGCAGUUGUGCCUCAACAUUCGUUCCGUGACACGCAUCCUUUUCCGGGCAAAGUGCAGUCGAAAUUACCGGCCGCCGUGAAACGUGCACCUCGACUGUGCUCACGUGCGCAUUUUAAUGUCAUAAUGCGUUGCGGUGGUGUGGUCCCAUUUUUUCACCCCACCCCGUAAAAGUUUUCAUUCAGAAAAAGUGUUGACAUUACGUCAUCCGUUGCCGGGCAACCGACGGCGCCGUGACAUGCAACCCCCCAGCUUAUGAUUUUUUCCUCGCGGCAUGCACCAAGGAGAGGCGUCUCGAACUGUCAAGGAGCGCCCGCGUGGUUGACAGCCGAUCCUUUCCCAUAAAGUCUAAAUGCAAGUGAUACUUGAUGUUCGGUGACUGGGGAUCUACCGGUAUGCAUUUAACUGCAACAUCCCAAACAGCAACGGGAACGGCGGCCUCUCCCGAGGGCACUAGUCUAAUAAACGACACCUACACGAAGAUGACGUCCGACAUACUCGCCGAAAGGACGCUUAGCGAUUUCCUGGCGGAACAUCCAGGUGAAUUAAUUCGAACGGGUAGUCCGCUGUUCGUCUGCACCGUCCUUCCGCCGCAUUGGAGAUCGAAUAAAACGCUACCCGUCGCAUUCAAGGUGGUCGCCUUGGGCGACAUUGGAGACGGAACCGUAGUCACAAUCCGAGCCGGAAACGACGAGAAUUACUGUGCGGAACUGAGGAAUUCGACGGCGGUCAUGAAAAACCAGGUCGCCAAAUUCAACGACUUGAGAUUCGUCGGCCGAAGCGGCCGAGGUAAAAGUUUCACCUUGACGAUUAUGGUCUCCACGACGCCUCCGCAAGUAGCCACGUAUAACAAGGCGAUUAAGGUGACGGUCGACGGACCUAGAGAACCCCGCUCUAAAACCAUGUUAUCUCUUUUAGGACAACAGCAACAGUUUCACUUUGCCUUUGGUCAACGUCCAUUUCCAUUCGCAACGACGGAUCCUUUAUCGGGCUUUAGAAUGCCCCCAAUUGGCAACUGCAACAAUAUGCCACAGUUUGGAUUGAGUACAACAAAUUCGCAUUGGGGUUACAGUACAGGUGCCUACUCGCCUUAUUUAACACCGAGUUCUCUGGGAUCGUGUGCCGCACCUACGCCAUCCCAAUUCAACACACCCGCGCUCGGAUUUUCUGGCACCGCACCAGAUCAAACAUCAAAUCAAGAUGCAUUUGGAUCAAGUGCCGCGGUCACUUCAAUCCUUCCAGACACUACGGCAACCGACCUGGACCAGCACUUGGGAUUGAUGUCCUCGCAAACGCACACCAAUCACACGCAAGGUGGUACGCAUCCCUCGUCACUUUUAGUGCCGCGAUACACGUCGAACCAUUCCGAGUUUGCUCUUUCGGGACCGAGAUCGCUGUCGGAUAAUUCGAGUGCGGCCGAAAGUCCGGUGCAAGACGAAUUGAUAAACUCUCAGGGGACGCACGUUAACAACGCGAACUUUCCCCUGCAUCAAAAUAUGACGCCGACAAGCUACUCGAGCGCGAACUGCAACAACUCCCUCUACCCGGUCCUGCCGGCAAGCCUAUUAUAUUCGCAGUUGUACUCCGCCGCGAACCAGACGCAUAACUUUCACUCCCUCCACUCUCAUACCGCCCAAGGUCACCACAACGACCUUCAAUCGGUGAUGGACCAUCUGUCCACCUCGAAUCAACGGCAGAUGAACGGCACGACGGACUUGCUGCUAUCAAACAACGUGACGUGCGCGAAUGCCGCUUCGAGACAGGACGACGCCCAUUCAAGGGCGCUAACGAGCAACGGAGGACAAAGAGGACCAGGCCAAAGCGGCGAUGUUGCCGUUUGGAGGCCAUACUGAGAAGAACUGGAAACUAUGGGAUUUUCGUUCUUUGAUUGUUAACUAAACCUAAGUGAUGUUUUUGGUGCAAUAUUUACCUUCGCCGUGUGCGCACAUGGAAGUUUUCUACCUCUCUCGAUUUGCCUCCUGGGCAAAGUAAAUAAAAGAUGUGCAAUGUAGUAAAACCAAACUCGUUAGUGAUAUUAUUUUAAUGAAGUUGUUAAAAGGAACGGUACUGUGAAUAUCUAAAAUAUUGGGUAGAUGUACAAAAUAAAUAUUUAUUGUUCAUUCUUUUCGGUUAUCAAAUUACUAAUGUACAUACUAUGAAUUGUGAUUCAUUUCGUUGUUACAUACAUACAUUUUUAAUGUUUGCAGUGUAAUUUAGUUGCUGAUGAGCU